This is a messenger RNA of Aegilops tauschii subsp. strangulata, 2610 nucleotides long. Its product is annotated as aspartyl protease family protein At5g10770-like. Lineage: Eukaryota; Viridiplantae; Streptophyta; Magnoliopsida; Poales; Poaceae. The record is from RefSeq and is a predicted model, not a curated record.
UUUGAAACGGAUUUGAAAUGCCCGCCUAUAGAUGCUCUUACUCCCCCACCUAUACAACUCCUCAAAGAAGUGGAAUAAAUCUCGAACAUAAUCUUUGAGGAACAAAUUGCUGCACAGCGAAGUUCUCAUUUAAAGCAAAAGAGAAUGAGUGUGGCCAUAGGGCGUGUUUUUAUGAUUGAACGGCGUAUUUGGAAGGUGUUGUCAAAUAUGACAUGGUGGGAAAAACCAGUUGGAUGAAAAAAAAUUGAUGAAGGAACAUAGUGGGAGAAAAACCGGUUGACCUGACAAGACAAAAGAGCGCUAUUUAUUUUUCUUAUUAAGUAUAAAGUAUAUAUAAAGGAAACGGGAUUGCUAGUCGACUGAGACUUAAUCGAGUCCCAGUCGAUGCAAUAUCCGCAGAAUCUUACAUGGAGAUCCAUGUAAAAUUUUCUUUUUUAGUUUUCUUUUUCUUUCUUACAUGUUAUGGUAUGUCAUUUGACUUAGACUUUUUUAAGUCUUAUUAGUCGACUGAGACCUAGCCACACAUAAGGCAAAAGUAUACAGAGAUUUUUUUUUUUUGCGGGAAAAAAGUAUACAGAGAUAGAAACACAUUCCAUGGUGUGAAACAAACCGCAUGUCACUAAUAAUGAAUUAAAUCUGGCGUGAUUUCUGGAAGCUACUGUUUUAGAGUGAAAUCUUAUAUUAUGGAGACAAUCGUUAGGAAAUAAAUCCUAUUUAUUACAAAAUCAUUGCAUGCAAACUAACCUUGCCGGGGCACUUAUUAAUGGGCCAAUCGCACCCUCGGGACGAAACAAAUCCUAUAGCGCAGGAGUUGCCCGAUAGCCGAUAGUUUGCUUCCCGAAAGAAAAACAGAUCUUUGAUCUUUCUUGGGUAGCGAACUGUUUCGCUUUCAUGGAUUAAAAGUUGGCAUUGAUCUUCUUGCGUCUUCUUCAUCCGAAUCAGCAGCAGGUAAACCUUGUAUGAUCAGCGGUCUGUUACAUCCAAUUUUCUAUUUUUCAUUUCGGGUCUCCUCUUCUUGAUCAUAGGCUGUUACAUUUCCUUUUAAUAAAUGUAUAAAAUAAGUUUGGCUAUUGCGAAUAAGUCAUGUUCAAAGUCAAGACACCUGCUAGGGUUGGUCGUCACUUUUCACCUUCGCGUGUCCUGAAUCAGCAAGUCAAACUUGACACUCCUAACCACUGGUUUCACAUUUGUUUGCACACUUGCAGAUCGCUCCACUUCUUAAUCCCCGGUUAGAAAUCAAAGCCAAGUGCUAAGUCCUCUUACACGUUAACGUUGGUACACUCUCACCCCAGUAGUGCAAUGGAUUUUGCCAUAGUGCUGCUUCUCUUGAUCCUUGCACCAAGGAUGUCAUCAUGCACCGGCUGCCCCUCCUCCACCUUUGAUCAUGUUGUCAACUCGGAUGGAGCACUUGAGUUCCCGUUGUUUCAGAAGGACCAUCCAUGCGUCCAGCAACACUACCUCGUCUACCGGAGGUCAGCUGGAAACAUCGUUCAGAAGGACGUUCCGCUGCCGAUUGACCUGAUACGGGAUGACAGUAUAAACAACUUCCUCUUUCUGAUGCCCAUCAAGCUGGGCACGCCACCGGUGUGGAAUCUCGUGGCAGUUGAUACUGGAGCCUCACUUUCUUUUGUUCAGUGCGAACCAUGCACUCUCCGGUGCCACAAGCAAUCGGAUGCUGGGGAAAUAUUCGACCCCAGCAAGUCAUCGAGUUUGACGCGUGUUAGGUGCUCGGAAAAAUUCUGCGACCUGAUCCACCGGGCGCUACGUCUUCAGACCAAAGCAUGCUUGGAGGAAGAGAACAAUUGCCUUUACACCAUGACGUUCGGAGGAUCAUCUACAUAUUCCACCGGCAAGCUGGUGAGGGACAGGCUCGCAAUCGGCCAGUAUGCCAAGGGAUACAGCUUCCCUAGUUUCCUCUUCGGCUGCAACUUGGACACAGAGUACAACCAGUACGAAGCUGGCAUAUUGGGAUUCGCUGACGAGCCAUUCUCCUUCUUUGAACAAGUAGGCCCACUGGUCGGCUACAAGGCCUUCAGCUACUGCUUUCCAAGUGACAAAAGGAAGGCAGGCUACUUGUCCAUCGGGAAUUAUAGUCGUGUCAGCUCCGCUACCUAUACUCCCUUGUUCCUGGCUUUUCGACGAUCAACGUAUGCACUGAAGCUGGAUGAGGUGGUUGUCAAUGGCGUCGCGUUGGUCACAACCCCCGCAGAAAUGAUUGUAGACACUGGGGCUAAAUGGACACUUCUGCUGGCACAUACCUUCGACCAACUUGACAUGGUGAUCACCGAGGCAAUGAAACCUCUGAAGUAUAAUCGUAAUAAUCUCAAGGGAUCAGAAUAUAUGUGCUUUGAGAACGACCUCUUUCAACCGUUUAACAAUUGGACCGCUUUGCCAGCCGUGGAGCUCAAGUUCGACAUGGGUGUUACACUCACACUACCACCCCGGAGCUCACUCCUUAUUGAUAAGGACUUUGGAGUGUGCAGCUACUUCAUGAGGGAUUCUGGUCUAACAAGCGGUGUUCAGAUACUAGGGAACUCGAUGACACGGUCGGUCGGCGUCACGUUUGACAUCCAGGGCGGUCGAUUUGCAUUUCGAAAUGGAGACUGCUGA